GUUGCGACAGGCCAAUGAACGAAUGGUGCAGAGGCAGGACAAAAAGAAGAGAGCCAAUGAUGGAGAGAAGCCCGUGCAUUUCAGCUGAGACAUGAAGAGCUGCAAGGAGUGGCGGAGGGAGCAAAGGAGUGCACAAGUGACGUCUGAAAGUGCGUGAGCGCGCUGAGGAGGAAAACAGGUCGAGGAGUGAACACGGAGGAGGGAGCGAGUGGAAGACAGAGCGAGAGGUGGAGCGCCACUGACAGGAGAGUGCAUCUGUUGACUUGCAUCCUCUAAAAGACUGAGCCACACACAGUGAGAGGCAGCCGCUGUGAAGCCAGUGAAGCCAAUUUAUGAUCCUACAACAACUUUAAGAGCCUGUGUGGGGUGGGGCUCAUUUUGGAAAUCAUGGCCAACAUCACAGCGACUAUACACCCAAGUAGUCUCCCAUGGCACCCCGAGGCGGUCCCUCUCUCCCGUGUCUCCUUGCAGGUCCAGGAGGUCUACCCUUUCCAUGAUGGAUGGAAUGUGGCCUGCUUCAUCAUCCUUCUGCUCUUCAUCCUCACUGUAGUGUCUCUGGCUGCCUUGGCCGUGCUCUACGAGCUACUGGACUGUGGGUGCUGUGCCAAAGGGAAGACACAUCACCAGCUACAGCAGGAGGGGCCGGGAAGCUGCGGCAAGCUCAUGUCCAGCAUUUGCAAAGAGUCAGAAUCCUGCACUGAGGUGGUAUAGGGGCAGCAAGGAGGAAUUUAAGGCAGCUUAGGAAUUUGGGUUUCAGUUCUGAACUGGGCAAUUGCCCAGCGUAGACCCCGAUGCCCUGAGAAAAGAACUUCUAAAAGUACCCAAUAGUGGUUAAACUGCUCACAGCUAAGAAGACGUGGAGGGAAGAGACAAGGUUAGGUGAUGGAGCAAUGUAAAAAAGGAAGAGGAGUUAGUCUAAUUAGCUUUUCCUUUCAGUUAGGAGGGGAUUUUCACAAAUCUACAUUUACUACCACUUAACACACAGGGUGGACCCUGGAAGCCAUAUUUGACAUCAGAAACACUACUAGAAGAAAGACAGAGCACCCAAAUAGUCUACUAAUAAUAGUUCUAGAAAUAGUGCUAAUAUGUGACCAUGUUAACAUAAAAAUACCAGAAAAAACCCUAUAUCAGUUGGUUUCAAAAUAAAGUAUGCCUUUGCCCUUUGAAUACUGCACGUACACAUGAGGCUAUAAAUGCAAAAGCCCUUUUAUAAGCUGUAGUGAAAUGUUGUAUACAGACAGAAAAUGAUGUCCAUAUCUAAAGACGCAUCCUAAGUUUCCAACAGGACCUAAAAAACAAUAAACCUGAAAAACAACCACCAGAUGAUCAAGCUUAGCUGGAGAGCAUUGCUGCUUUAAAUAAAGCCUGUUUUUCUCAGUUCUUUAGUAAAUUGUAUGCCAGUGUUGUCAACAUGUUUAGCAUUUGGUUUGCUGCACAGUGAUGUCAUUUUAUAACGUCAUCUUGAGCACAAUGUAUGAUUUCAUGGGCCUUGACACAAAAUGCCUAAUAAAUUGGCACUGAAUUAUG
This is a messenger RNA of Etheostoma cragini (Arkansas darter), 1527 nucleotides long. RefSeq names its product small integral membrane protein 18 (gene smim18). The transcript is spliced from 3 exons. The record is from RefSeq and is a predicted model, not a curated record. NCBI's taxonomy places the organism in Eukaryota, Metazoa, Chordata, Actinopteri, Perciformes, Percidae. Bases 388 to 711 code for a protein of 107 amino acids.